AUGGAGGACCUCGACCCAACGGCCAUCCGUACUCUUGUCGAGAAACUGAUUGGAGGCCCUUGUAAUUUUAUUCUCAAUACGGACAUUUCUCCCUUCCGUGGCGGAGAGUAUGCAAUCUAUGCUCUAGAGGACGAGAAGUCAAGACGCCUCUGCCUCCGCAUCCAAAAUAAUCGGACCAGCUGCCAUAUCGCCCUUGUCAUUGAACACGAGGCCGAGGUCCGUCGCCAUAUUGACGCUGCCCAAAUCGAUCUCUUUCAGCCGCUUAUCGCCUAUGAUCCUACGACAGAGAACUUGAUGAAAGCGCCGUAUAUGGCUCUGGGUUGGGCGGAUGGGGAGGCGGCCCUGGAAUGGAUUACAGAUAAGAUUGACCGCAAGAUCGCACGUGCGAAAUCCAACGAGCUUCGCGGGGGCACAGUCACCGAUAUCAUCGACUUAGGCUGGGCGGAAAUGGUACCUCUACAAUUUGCGGCCGUGUACCCGCGCUUUCUCACCCAUGAACCCGGGGAGGGAGCCCAAGGCUUUUCUGUUCGCAAUACCCGGCAAAUGAAGCAAAACCGCGCUUUCUACCUCGGAUGUGUGGAGACAAGGGCUAAGCGGGAGGGCGGCAUCGAGCUAGAUUACUAUCGCGUACUUUCUCGCGACGACGAACCCAGUAGGUACUGGUGGCUCACUGCAGCGAGCCGCAUCGACAUUCACAUAGCUAUGUUGUUGUGUUCUCGGGCGCCCGCAAUUGUAUAG
Molecule: messenger RNA, 738 nt
Organism: Chaetomium strumarium
Lineage: Eukaryota; Fungi; Ascomycota; Sordariomycetes; Sordariales; Chaetomiaceae
Exons: 3
Coding region: 1-738 (245 amino acids)
Source: RefSeq, a predicted model, not a curated record